GCAUCUAGAAAUCUGGAAAUUAGAAGAAGAAGAAGAUUCCAUGGUGUUUUUUGGAUUGAUUGCUCUGGAUCUAGCUAGCCUGUCAAAACUACAUUUAAACGAAAGCAACGUGGGAUAAAGUGCUGUUCUGGUUUGAUAACUGUAACUAAGACUUGCACAGGCCAAGCGAGAAAUCCACUGUUCCCCUCCCCGACCUUCUGUUCCUGACCCUCUCUGAAACACAUCUUUCACCAUGAAUGAAGUUAACAUAGUCAGAGAGGGCUGGCUUCACAAAAGAGGUGAAUAUAUCAAAACAUGGAGGCCCAGGUAUUUUAUCCUGAAGAGUGAUGGUUCCUUCAUUGGCUACAAGGAAAAGCCUGAUCUAAACGACCAGACUUCCCCACCACUCAACAACUUCUCUGUGGCAGAGUGCCAGUUAAUGAAGACUGAAAGACCCCGGCCCAACACAUUCGUCAUUCGUUGCCUACAGUGGACCACUGUCAUUGAACGCACAUUUCACGUGGACAGCAAUGAGGAGAGAGAGGAGUGGAUGCGAGCAAUCCAGUCAGUGGCAAAUAGUCUGAAGAUGCAGGAACAAGAGGAGGAUGAACCAAUGGAUAUGUUCGGCUCACCCAGCGAAAGCAGCCUGGAAGAGAUGGAGGUGUUGAUGUCCAAGAACCGCUCCAAAGUGACAAUGAGUGACUUUGAGUACCUGAAGCUGCUUGGAAAGGGGACAUUUGGGAAGGUGAUUCUGGUCAAAGAGAAGUCGACUGGAGUACAUUAUGCCAUGAAAAUACUGCGCAAAGAGGUCAUCAUAGCCAAGGAUGAGGUGGCCCAUACAGUUACAGAGAGCAGAGUGUUACAAAACACAAGACACCCCUUCCUCACGACACUGAAGUAUGCCUUCCAAACCCACGAUCGACUUUGUUUUGUAAUGGAAUAUGCCAAUGGAGGCGAGCUCUUCUUCCACCUUUCACGGGAACGAGUGUUCACCGAAGACCGGGCACGCUUCUAUGGUGCUGAGAUUGUGUCGGCGCUCGAGUACCUCCACUCACGUGACGUUGUUUAUCGUGAUCUAAAGGUAAAUAAUCCCAUCAGUUAUCUUCUCCAGAUCUAUAAGGUUUUGAGGCUGACGUUUGGUAAACCAAACCUUCAGCUGCCUCCUCAGAUUCCUAGAGGAUUAAGAUCUGGGGACUGGCUAGGCCACUCCAGGACCUUAAUGUGCCUCUUCUUGAGCAACUUCUUUGGUGCCCUGGCCAUGUGUUUUUGUUCAUUGUCAUGCUGGAAUACCAUUCCAUGA
Messenger RNA from Etheostoma cragini (Arkansas darter), 1279 nucleotides. Its product is annotated as RAC-beta serine/threonine-protein kinase-like. Gene Ontology annotation, biological process: protein phosphorylation. Gene Ontology annotation, molecular function: protein kinase activity; ATP binding. Lineage: Eukaryota; Metazoa; Chordata; Actinopteri; Perciformes; Percidae. The coding region runs from base 233 to 1279 and encodes 348 amino acids. The record is from RefSeq and is a predicted model, not a curated record. The transcript has 10 exons.